GGAACUGCCAUCUAUUCGUGAAGGUGACAUACGUGUGUCGUAAAGCUGCGAGUUGGCCUUGGUGAGCUACCGUAGCAUCGUUGGGAUCGCUUCAGGGAUGGACGCGUCCUCCAACGCAUCGGCGCCGCCGCCGCCGCCGCACACCGCUGAGUUUUGGAUCAAUAAUCUGCAGCUGGCCCCUCACCCCGAAGGCGGCUACUACCGCGAAGUCGUGCAUAGCCUGCACGAGGUGGACAACGAGGUCGGCGCCCGCCGCCUUGCUUACACCAGCAUCUACUUUCUGCUGACGCCGGAAAGCCCUUCGCACCUGCACCGGCUCUGCUCCGACGAGACGUGGUUCCACCACGUCGGCGACCCGCUUCAGGUGCACGUGCUGCUCAAGGACCCGCAAGAUGAGGACCGCAUUGCCGUCCCGCCGCGUGCGCCGCCGAAGGGGUCGGAGGUGGCCGCAGCCGAUGCACGGCCAUACCAGGCAUACCGCCGCGUGCUCAUGGGUCCAUGUGUAGACCGCGGCGAAGUGCUGCAGUACACCGUGCCCGGUGGCGCCAUCUUUGGCACCUCCGUCAACGCCGCAGGUGCGAUGGCGCAGGCGGGCUACUCGCUUGUGAGCUGCGUUGUGAGUCCUGGGUUUGACUAUGCGGACUUUGAGCUCUUGACGCAGGCCCAGCUGAUGGAGCUGUGCCCGCAGCACGAGGCCGUGAUUCGGCAGAUGGCGUACGAGGCCAUUCCCAGCUGA
Leptomonas pyrrhocoris is the source of this 736-nucleotide messenger RNA. Its product is annotated as putative zinc finger protein family member. Bases 98 to 736 code for a protein of 212 amino acids. The record is from RefSeq and is a predicted model, not a curated record. Gene Ontology annotation, cellular component: intracellular anatomical structure. The transcript has a single exon. Lineage: Eukaryota; Euglenozoa; Kinetoplastea; Trypanosomatida; Trypanosomatidae.